AUGCCCAUAAAUACCCUGGGAGAAUGUCCCAAAGGAUGGACCACCACACAGUUCGUUGUUGUCGUCGACCUUGGAGACCGAAACAGGGCUCUUUGGCUUGUCCUGGUCCGAGAGCUUGGACCAGAAGUGGAAGAAGACGAGUACUACGGCAGUCAUCUUCCCGCCAGCCCCAAAGUCGAGAUGGGCUGGGAGGAAUGCAAGAAGGCGUUGGGUCAGACUUGUUCUCAACUUGAGACUGUCCUGCCCAUCAGUCGGACCAACGCUGGAGAAGAGCCCAAGAUCUUCGACUGCGCACGCCUUACCGAGAAAUUUGGAGAUUGGUGCUCAGGAACUGCCUCCACGAUGGCUCAGCAGAUACGAAAGACAGCUGGUGCUCGGAAUCCCCAGCUAUUUAGGACCCCUGGAGAAGAUAUCCUAUUACCAAACGUUGUCGCCGAAGGCUACAUACCUACUCUUGAGCCCGUCUUCUUGGUCUGGCUACGAAACCACAGGCGAGCCAAUGAGGCCAGAUCAUACCCGGGCUGGGGCAUUUACUCAGGGGUUGUGCAUAUCCGCGGCAAUUUUGGCUUCGACCUUGAUGGUGUCAAGUUUGACGGCGCCCGCACGAAUUGA
Molecule: messenger RNA, 612 nt
Organism: Diaporthe citri
Lineage: Eukaryota; Fungi; Ascomycota; Sordariomycetes; Diaporthales; Diaporthaceae
Exons: 2
Coding region: 1-612 (203 amino acids)
Source: RefSeq, a predicted model, not a curated record